AUGCGCCUUAUCAUCGCCUUCGCGCUCCUCGGAGCGGCCCUGGCCGGAAAGGCCGCCCAGAGUUGCCGUAGUAGUUCGGAUUGUGAUAGGAAUUUCAUCUGCGAAAGAGGAUACUGCCAAGACCCGAAAGAAAUCGUCCUUGACGGUGAUUGCAACAACCCGAACGAGGAAUGGCUAGACUGCGGGGACAACAGCCGAAAAUGCAUCCGAAAGAGUGAUUGCCCGAAGAAGCCUUCCCCUUCAUCCGAUUCAUGCUUCAUCGACCGUGACUGCCCAUCCGGAUUUGCAUGCGGUUUUGGAAAGUGCACCCCAUUGAAGCCACGAACUCCGAGCAGCGCGAGGGCUGGAGAUCGAUGCAGCAUCAAGGCCGACUGUGGGCCAGGGCUAACUUGCCGAGAUUCCCGUUGCGAGCGCGAGCAGAUGAACAGCGGACGUGCUGGGGAUAGCUGCCGCGCUAGCAUUGAAUGUGAAUCUCCUCUGAAUUGUCAACUCGGAAAAUGCUCGCGGGGAUCAGCCCCUGCGCCACUUCCAUCCCAACAUGAAGGACGUGAGGGAUCUCGCUGCAUCACCAGCUUCGAGUGCGAAUCUCCUCUAAACUGCGAGCGUGGCACCUGCUCCCGCCAAACCUCUGCAUUCACUAGCUUCCCCCAGACCAGUGGCAGAGGCGGAAGUGAUUGCCGUAAGGAUAUUGAUUGCGAUCCCGGCCUCCUUUGUGCUCGCGGCCAAGUUUGUCGCCCCACCGACCGCGAGAAGCGCACCGAGAGCGAGCUGUGCGAAUACACGCAUCAAUGUGAGGGCAUCCUCAUCUGCCGCGAUUCGAAAUGCCAGCGCUCCAGGCCCUUG
Molecule: messenger RNA, 843 nt
Organism: Mesorhabditis spiculigera
Lineage: Eukaryota; Metazoa; Nematoda; Chromadorea; Rhabditida; Rhabditidae
Source: the annotation of a GenBank genome assembly